Parnassius mnemosyne (clouded apollo) is the source of this 1050-nucleotide messenger RNA. The record is from the annotation of a GenBank genome assembly. Lineage: Eukaryota; Metazoa; Arthropoda; Insecta; Lepidoptera; Papilionidae.
AUGGUCGCGAUUUUGGCCAAUCCGAAAUGGAGCGAAGAUCUUACCAUUCAAAUGAUUAUCGAGUAUGAAAAACGCGAGUAUCUAUGGAAUCCUGUCGCCGAGCACUAUAAGAAUAAGAAGAUCCGGGAACAGGGCUAUAUUGAAAUAAUAAAGGCGCUGAGUUUAGUCGAUGUGACGGUUAAGGAGCUAAAAAAUAAGAUAAAGAACAUACGUUCAUCUUAUAGCGUAGAAUUGAAGAAGAUUCGCGCGGCGCGGAAGGCUGGAGCGCAUGCGUACAGACCCAGCGUCACGUGGUUUGAGCACGCAGACAGGUUUCUGCGGGCGAUUGUUACACCGAUCUCUAUGGAUAACAGUUUGGUCGAGAUACCGGCAAGUGACGACAGCGACGCAGUUCAAGAUUUAAGUGAACGCAAAUCACCUGAAAAGAAAAGCCCGCGGAAACGUCGCAGCUCCACUCGCUCCUCAACUCCUUACGUCCUAAAUACGCCAUCGCCACGACCAAGUACGCCUUUCGGCCUUAACCAGACCUCAGCCUCACCGUUUGGGAUCUUACCUACCUCCACAUCCACCCCAUUUCUGAAUCCGCCCGUUGGGAUAGCGACUCCGUUAACAACCUCACUCGCAACUAUUUAUCCGUUGCCAACAAAACAAAAGAAGGGCAACUUCGAAGAUCGUGGGGAUCCCGAGGGACCACAAGAUCUAAGCCAACAUUCAGAGAAUGUGAACGAGAACGAAUUCGAAAUGUUUGGCAAAUUGAUAGCGAGUCAAUUGCGAAAACUGCCGCUCAGCUUGGCAUUGGAUACACAAUUGAAGAUACAAACAUUGGUGAACGCCGCUCGAAUACAAGCCGUAUAUCAACAAUACAGCUACGCAGGACCUUCUCAAGAGGCACUGUCGGUUCAAGCGCUGUCGAACGGCAUAUUGGCUAGUAUGGCAUCGCAAAGUACGUUCGCGUCGCGUGCCGUUAUGGGUAUGCGAAACGAUUCCCCAGAGGAUAUGAAUAGGGACUUGAAGACCGAGUAUUCUUUGGGUUCUGAACCCGAGGAUUAA